Molecule: messenger RNA, 1141 nt
Organism: Leptopilina boulardi
Lineage: Eukaryota; Metazoa; Arthropoda; Insecta; Hymenoptera; Figitidae
Gene: sni
Product: C-factor
Exons: 5
Coding region: 114-860 (248 amino acids)
Source: RefSeq, a predicted model, not a curated record
GUCAGUAUAGAGCGUGCGCGUCUAACAAUAAGAUAAUAUUUUAACUUCUUUUCGAUUAUCAUUAAGAAUAAAAGGCCGGUAGUAUUUUUUUUGAAGAAAUAAGAGAAAAAAAAAUGCGUUCAGUGUUAAUAACUGGUGGUAACCGAGGGAUCGGUCUUGGUAUUGUUAAAAAAUUGAUUCAAGGAACAAAAUUUCAACCGGAAUUUAUCUUUGCUACAUGUCGAGACGUUAGCAAAGCGACAGAACUCAAAACACUUGCUGAUUCAAAUCCAAAAUUACAUAUAAUUGAAAUUGAUCUAAACAAUGUAAAGGAUUAUAAUAAAGUAUUUGAGGCAAUUAAUGAAAAAGUCGGUGAUGCUGGAUUAAAUCUUCUAAUUAAUAAUGCGGGAGUUUCGACAAAAUUCACUCGACUUGGAUUGGUUAAAGAGGAACAGCUUAAAGAUAAUUUUGCUAUUAAUACAAUUGCUCCUAUUAUGCUAACACAGAAACUUUUGCCACUUUUAAAAAAAGGAGCCAAAAUUCAAGAAGAUAAACCAAUGAGUGUUUCGAGAGCAGCAAUUGUUAAUAUUUCUUCAAUUCUUGGAAGUAUUGCACAAAAUGAUUCAGGCGGAUAUUAUCCUUAUAGAUGUAGCAAGAGUGCAUUAAAUGCAGCAACAAAAUCAAUGAGUGUUGAUUUAAAAGAAAAUGGAAUUUUGGCAGUUUGUGUUCAUCCAGGUUGGGUGAAAACUGAUAUGGGCGGAUCUCAAGCACCGUUGGAAAUUGAAAACAGCGUUGAAGAUAUUUUAAAUACUUUGCAAAAUUUAAAAGCCGAAAAUACUGGUACUUUUUUGCAACAUGACGGUACUACUUUGCCUUGGUAAAAAGAGAGAAUUUCUUUUUUUUUUUUUUGAAUUCUCACAAAAUUGUAAAUUAUAAUUGAAUCAAAUAGAUUUUUAUAUUACUUUCUAUAAUUCUCGGAAUUAUUUCCUUAAUUGCUCUAAAUACCUUUGGCAUUGACGCCUUGAAUUCUAAUAGAAAAUUUAUUGUAAACUGAGAUCUUGAAUACCUAUAUAUUUAAAAAAAUUGUAAUUUCAAUAAUAAAAAUUUCAUUACACUAAAUUGUAUUAUUUUCAAAUAAAGGAAUUAUUAAAAAAUAUAAAAA